ACACAGAGCGCGUGAAGAUGGAGCCCAGUGCAGCCGCCCGUUUCCACGACUCUGUGACACAGUUUAAAACCUACGAAGAUUACCUGGACUCCAAAGUGACGCCAACGGAUUUAUUUUACUUAAAAAGCAGGGAGUUGGCCCGUAAGCUGGUGGAGCACAGCCACAAGGGCACAGUCCUGAGCAGGGAGGAAUUUGAGGAGAAGAAAGCAGCUGCACAGGCUGCAGAGGCUGCAAAGAGCAACACUCUCUACAGCAGGAGCCGGCCAAUGACACUGGCAAGUGCAGGAAAAGAACUCAAAGAUAACUUCCUGAAAGCCCUGGCAGAGCGAGAGGAGGCCAACCGCAGUGGGAAAAUGACUUCGGUCAUUUUCAUAAGGGAUCAUAAUACUCUUGGACAGGAAGUAUCUGGCUAUAUAGACUACGCCCACAGACUCAAGACCCAAGAUUUUGAACCAUAUUUCAGCGGAAAGAAGAGACUCAUGCCAGGACGCUCGGAUUUAUGCUACUACAACUGGAAGACACAGGUGUCCACUUCCAACUCCAGCCCUAACUUCGAGGUGAUUUAUGACGACCCUAACGGCCUUCUCUUCAAGAACAAAAGGGACAAGAAGAUCCUUAAUGUGGACCCCUCGUCUGGUCCUGGUGAGGACUCCAUCAGGACAUUCCUACAGUCGGACCUCUACAUCCAUGUCGUCAUCUACGACCACAACAUCAGGACAGUCUGAGCUUCAGAGGCUGCUGCCGACACAUUCAUACAUAUGGCACAUAUUGGAGAGCACUGGAAGCCUCUAAUUUGACUGAGUUGCUGCAGUCAUUUACAAACUGUUGCCCUCAUAUCAUGCAUGCCAUCUGGGUGGAGGUGCCGCAGUGAACAAAAUGGCUUUAAACGGAGGAUUCCCAGAGGAAGAAGUGGACGGACUAGUGUGACAACUUCAGAUUUUGUGACCCUCCGACAAAGCUGUUGAAUAAUUUUACUGUGAAGUUUCUUGGCUUUGAAUUCUUUUCUCCCACUCAGUGAAGACCCAGUUUGGCUCAGUUUAUUUGGCAUUUCCCGGAGGAAUGGAACCUGCUCGGGGACCCCGGGCUCGUCCCGUCGUUUGGCCUGGCAUGUUUUGGGCUGUUUGUCUAAACAAAUUAAAGGCGUAAGAGCUUUGAAAGAUGAUGGGGGUUGCUUUUAUGUCCUCCCCCAGGCUGCGGUAGCUCCAAUUGGACUGGAAGAAUGGGUAAUGGGCUUAAAGCAUUCCGCAUGUUCCCAGAUGCAAGGCACACUUUACAGGACAUCAAAGUGCUCUGUCAUUUACAUAUUAGUCAUUCACUAUGGCAUUUUUUAAUGGAAGGCAACACUACAAAUAACCUGCUUUAGGAAUUAUUUAGGAAGCACAGAAGACUUUUAGAAACGUUUGUCCCUUUCAACUACAUUUUCUUUUUUUUGCAUUUGUUGUUUGAACACAUGGUAGGAAUCAGCCCCACCACAAGUAACAUUAUCUAUGUCUAUAAGCUAACAAAUUACAGGGUCUUUGUUAUUUGUUUAGAAAUUAGUUUGUAGACUCUGCAGACACAUAUGGGGGGGGACACUUUUUCCAUUUGGUCACAAAGAAACAUCCUGCACAUGUACAAGCUCUGUGGAGGCAUUCAUGUGAAGUCCCAACCAUAGAAUACUGUGUCCACUUUAUGCAUACAUGAACUUUUAACUCAGCAGUGAACAUUUUCCUCCAUUUCUUUAAUUGCUCCUAAAAUGCUGUCAAAUGAAAAUGUAAACUAAAGGAACAAAGUACAAAAAAAAUCAGGUUUCUUAUAAAGCUGUCACUCACAAAAAUAGCAUAAAGAGCAACCAAAAUACUAUUUUUUAAAAAGAAUAGUUUGACAUGUUUGGAGGGAAAUAUAUUUAUUUACUUUCUGAGAGUUAAGGCCCUUACACAUGGCGGGCUGGACAGAUACACAACACAAAAAUGCAAAAUACUCACCCGCAUAAUAACUGUGUAUUCCUGUGACCGUUGCAACAAGUCUGUCAUUAUUGUGACGUUAGGACGUGAUGUAGGUUCUGCACAACAUGAUUGGUUGAUGCCUUAACUCGAGGUCAGGAAAACCGACCUUGUUCCCCCAAAAGCAUUAUGUUGAUUUUUUUGCUGUGUUUCGCUGCGUACUUGUGUUCUGUGUCACAGUAUUCAUGAUAUCAAUCUCGAAUCAAAUGCACAAGGAAAAAAUAUAACCAGCAGUCAGCUUGGGGAGUAUCACCAUAUUACAGUACACCACAGUAAAAAAUAAAGACGCUCAUCUUUCUAUUAAGCCAUGUUAGCUUAGCUUAGCUUCAAGACUGGAAAUGGGGAAAUCCACCCAUGAGCACCUCCCAAGCUCAACGAUCGGCAUAUCAUAUUUGUUUAAUCCCAACCAGGUUUCACUGCGAAGUUGUUUAAAUGAUAAGCUGCCAGUUGCUGUUAUAGUUUAAUGGUGCCCAUUGGCAUCAGAGGGAAACACAGCGGGACAAGAACGAAAGUUAAGGCAGCAGAAGUCCGAGUGGUGCAGGAGGAAGGGAUGGUGGAUGGGUUCAGCAAACUUCGACUUUCACCCGAGAGAGCGGUGUUCGUGUCCCGUGAGAUUAUAAAGCCAAAACCUGUUCCUUCUUCCUGAACCGAACCACGUGCAUUUAUUUUGAAAGACACUGUAUGCAAACGUUAAAUUUCCUGUGAAAACAGAAGUGUAUUUUGACAGAAGACAAUGCAUGUAACAAGCAGAACUUGACACGGUGUCCCAGAACGUCAACAACCAACACACCCAGGGUACCUCGCACGUCGUAUCUGGACUUGUUAAGUCCAUGACCAAACGUCGAUAUGUGACGAGGUCGGAGUGAGAAUGUGUUGUUAAACCAUGAAAAAGACAAAAUUGUGUUUUUUCAGGGGGUUGUGCCGGACUAUUUCCUAUAUUGUUUCCUGUAUUGUUUUACCCAUGAACCUUUUCCCCUUGCGUGCUACCAUCAAGCUAAGCUAACUGUCUUCUGGCUGUAGCUUAAUAUCUAAUGCUUAGACAUGAAUUUUUUAAUUGUGUCAUCCAAGUCUCUGCCAGACAGUUUAUUUCCCAACAUGUUGAACUGUUUCUUUAAACCAACAUAGUGGCAGCCAUGCUUCCCACUGUACCAAUGUCCCCUGCAUCCAUUCAGUUAAAAUUUAUCUAUAAGAGUUACGGGGUUUAAACAAAUGAGUUCAUCCUUACACAAAGCUCUUAUAUCCCUCAACCAGAGCAGUGUUUCACCGGCUGCAUCUGUUUGUCUGUUUUGACUGAAUCGGACUCUUUUUGGCCUCAUUGGAACAAUAUGUGUGGUGACAUGGGGAUGUGGGUUCUGGUUCUGUAAAAGCAGGGGUUUGGGGAAUGGGGGUCUGGUUUGGGGUUUUCUUAGUCAGUGGUUUUUUUUAAAGUAGAUCUGAGUUCUGGCCUGUUUUCGGACGAUGAUGAACAGUUUGUGAAAGUCUUCAAAAGCUAUAAAAAUCAAUGUGAUUAACAGGCUGGACAGGAGGUGGCUUUUAAUUUAUUUCCUCCUUCUCCAACUUCCAAAUGUGUUUUUGUUGUUGUAUGUCUAUAAAUACAUUUUUAAAUGUCUAUUUUGGGCUGUUUUUGUCAAAGCAGCUCUGGAAAAAACAGGUUUGUGUUUGCUGUCGUCUCAACAACACCAACAGCACUAACAAGGAAAGGAAGCAAAUUCAAAUUUGGCUGAAGGGUUGUGUUGGGAAUGUCAUUUCCUCUUUGACCUCUGUCUAAAAGGCCAGAUUUAACCUCAGGGGGAGGGCUGUCCACCUGACUAUCUCACUAUCUCACUAUCUGCCCUGCUUUGUUUUUUAUCUGUGUGGAGGAAGAACUCAAACCAGCUGGGUGGCAAAUGAACAUCUCACCCUCAUCUACAGCUGUUUAGAUUUACAGACCACAGCUCAUUCAUGUGGCUCAGUGAUGGUGAUGAAACAUCCUGCUCUGCUCUCCCUCCCUGAAAGUGGCAUCAGUCGCUCUGAACACCUACCAAUCAAAACAGCAGAUGUGCACAUGAAAAAAUAGCCAAUUACGCUGCCGGUGGAUCGACAAACAAGCAAGUGCCGCUCAUGAAAUGCAACUUUUUAUGUGCCUCACCUCUGUGGAAGACCAAACCUCAAAAAAACAAGUUGCUGGAACUCACCCAGACAGAUGAUGUGUCUGUAAAUAGUAAUGAUUUCACAAUAAAG
Molecule: messenger RNA, 4202 nt
Organism: Epinephelus moara (kelp grouper)
Lineage: Eukaryota; Metazoa; Chordata; Actinopteri; Perciformes; Serranidae
Gene: cfap299
Product: cilia and flagella associated protein 299
Exons: 6
Coding region: 18-725 (235 amino acids)
Source: RefSeq, a predicted model, not a curated record